AUGCUGCGAGUGGCCAGGCAGAGAGAUGAAAGGGGACGUCGUCGAUCGAGCAGGACGUCGACGAGAACGAGGCUUGAGUAUGAGGAAGAUGCGGAUGAUGGGCGGAGAGAGGGAAGAGAAGAGGAAGAGCUGAAGUUUAGGAUGAGAAAGAAGAAGCAAAAGUUCCAAAAGGGCAAAAAGGGCGAAAAGGCGCAAGAGAAGAGAAAGAAAAGGGCCAGAAGGGGUUUAGCGUGCGAGGGAGGGACACUAUACCCGAAAGAGCAGAGGAAGAAGAAGAAGCAGAAGAAGACGGGCAGAUGGACUGACGACCCUUGGUUGUUUCUCCUCGCUCUUCCUGUUGCAUCCCAAAUUGCAGGCAUUAGUCAUGGGUACAGGCGAACACCUUGA
Messenger RNA from Microsporum canis CBS 113480, 387 nucleotides. RefSeq lists its product as uncharacterized. Lineage: Eukaryota; Fungi; Ascomycota; Eurotiomycetes; Onygenales; Arthrodermataceae. The coding region runs from base 1 to 387 and encodes 128 amino acids. The record is from RefSeq and is a predicted model, not a curated record. The transcript is spliced from 2 exons.